This is a messenger RNA of Punica granatum (pomegranate), 1181 nucleotides long. NCBI's taxonomy places the organism in Eukaryota, Viridiplantae, Streptophyta, Magnoliopsida, Myrtales, Lythraceae. The record is from RefSeq and is a predicted model, not a curated record.
GUUUCUUCCUUUCCUCCCUGCCCCCUCCCCCCUUCGUCCCUUCCCCCCUCGCAAACCCUUCUUCCCGUCGCUUUCUUCGGAAAAUCCUCCUCUCCGGCCAUGGACGCCGACAAGGAAAGCGGUACCCGUGGCGGCAUGAGCAACGCCAGGAACAACAACAACAGGGGCAGCAAGUUUCACAGAAAUGAGAGCAGCAGCGGCGUCGGUGGCAGUGGUGGCAGUAGCAACGCCGGAGCCGGCGGCGUCGUGAUCGGAGGGCACGUGGACACGGGGAAGGCGGACAGGGCAAUGUGGCUGAUGAAGUGCCCGCCGGUCGUUUCCCGCUCUCUUCGGCCUCCUCCUCCUCCUCCUACGGGGCUGACGGGUUACGGCAACAACGGAGGAAAUGGGCCGAUCCCUCCACCUCCUCCUCCUCCUUGCCCCGUGGCGAAGGUCAUCCUCUCCUUCGACCCUCUCCGCUCCCAUGAAGACAACAACACCGAGUUCACCAUGGAAUUGAUGUCUACUGAAUCUGGGAAUGUACCGAAGCGGUACUCCAUGGAGAUGUCCAAAGACUUUGUUCCGAUGUCUGUGUUUUCCGAGUCAGCCCAAGGAAAGAUCGCUGUGGAGGGAAAGAUUUUGAACAAAUUUGAUAUGAGGCCACAUGAUGAGAACAUUGAGAACUAUGGGAAACUAUGUCGUGAAAGAACCAACAAGUACAUGAACAAAGGCAGACAGAUACAGGUGAUUGACCAUGAUAAUAGGAAUCUUAUGAGACCGAUACCUUGGGUGGAGAAGAAGAAAACACCGGCUAAGGCACCAGAGAUGAAGCGAACAAGAAAGGAUCGUGGAGAGAUGGAGGACAUCAUGUUUAAACUUUUCGAGAGGCAGCCUAAUUGGACACUAAGGCAAUUGAUCCAAGAGACUGAUCAACCCGAACAAUUUCUGAAGGACAUCCUGAAGGACCUCUGCGUCUACAACAACAAAGGAGCUCAUCAGGGAACCUAUGAGCUGAAGCCCGAGUACAGGAGAUCGACUGAUGAGCCCGGCUCAUAACUUGUACAGGAUCCUUCGAACUAGCCCUUGCUUUCUCAGAAGAUUUUGCCUUUUUCUGUAGUUAGUUCAGAAAGCAAGUGAAAACUCUUAUUGCUGAGACACCGACGAUAGGAUAGGUAUAGUUUGCCCUUUCUGUUGAUAGAAAA